Molecule: messenger RNA, 1947 nt
Organism: Cannabis sativa
Lineage: Eukaryota; Viridiplantae; Streptophyta; Magnoliopsida; Rosales; Cannabaceae
Exons: 6
Coding region: 1-1947 (648 amino acids)
Source: RefSeq, a predicted model, not a curated record
AUGUUGGAUAGGACAUUGGUGAAUCUUGCUUGUCUUGAUAAAUAUUCAAGUGGUAAGGUCACAUUCUUUACUGAAGAGGUGGAAAAAGUGUGGCUGAAAUCUAUAACAGGCUCUCGUAUGUUUGUGGUUGUACAAAAACUCAAGAGAGUUAAAUCUAUGCUCAAGGUUUUUAACAAGACAGAGAUAGGUGAGAUUGCUUCUGGGGUUGUUCAAAAGCAGCAAAGGUUGAUGCUUAUUCAGGAAGUCUUUCAAGCAUUUAAUGGAAGCUUGAUUGAUCAAGAGAGGAAAGUAGAAUACUGUCAACAUAAGAACCAGGAGUACCACUAUAUUACCUUUAAAAAAAGCAGUCUUAAAGACCAGUUCAUGCCGUUCAUUUCAGACUUGAUCAGUAGGUUCACACUUAUUAACUUACCUGUGAAGGGUGAUCGACUAACUUGGGAUAACCACCGUGAUGGUGCGAACCACAUUAAGUCAGCCCUAGAUGUAGCUCUAGUGAAUGGGGAUUGGCUCGGUCUCUUCCCGAAGAAGGUCCAAUUCGAGAAACUCGAUACUCGUAUUGCUAAUCUGGAACGCCAUCUGAAGGAGAUCCAGGACUCACCUACAGGAUCGAGGGAAUGGAAAGAGGAGGUUGAGAAUAGGAAAAAUCUCAAUGAAGCGCUUAGGCAAAGGGCCAUUUACUGGCAGCAAAGAGCCCGUAUCUCUUGGAUUAGAGAGGGAGACAAGUGCUCCAAAUUUUUCUUCACUACGGCUACAAUCAGAAAUAGACGUAAUGCAGUGGAGAGUAUAAUGAAUAGGGACGGGGUGUGGAUUAGUAACAGGAGAGACAUUGGCAAGGAAUUCUCUGGUUUUUUGGGGAGUAUUUUCACCAAUAUUGUUAAGGGGCCACUGGAACGUCUGGACUAUCUUAUAGGAGAUCACCUCUCGGCAAUUGAUCAAAAUGACCGCUUGAUAAUCCUAGAUUAUGAGGAAAUUCUCCAAACUUUAUUCUCCAUGGGGAGUUUUAAGGCUCCUGGGCCCGAUGGUAUGUCGGCCUUAUUCUAUAAUCAGUAUUGGAGCUCGGUAGGUGAAGAUUUCUGUGAAGCAGUUCGUGAUUUCUUCGUUUCGGGUGUAAUGCAUAAGGGCAUUAAUGCGACUAACUUAAUACUCAUCCCCAAGGUGCCCAAUCCGAAGAAAGUGACUCAGUUUAGGCUAAUCUCCCUUUGCAAUGUGGUUUAUAUGGUGAUAUCUAAGAUCAUUGCCAACAGAAUAAGACUGAUUCUCCCAAGAGUGAUCUGUCCCACUCAAGCGGUGUUUGUCCUGGGGAGGAGUAUUAAUGAUAAUGAUAUUCUGGUCCAGAAGAUCAUCCACUCUCUUAAGCUAAAGAAAGGUAAAGAGGGUUUGUUUGCAAUCAAAAUAGACUUGGUGAAAGCUUAUGACAAGCUCAGAAGGGCAACCGUGGCUGAGGCUAAGGGCUUUUGGCAAUGUUUGGAGAAGUUCUGUGAGUGGUCAGGACAACGUGUCAAUAAGCUUAAGACGUCUAUUUUCUUCAGCAAGAACACCAGUUAUGGCAUGAGAAGAGGGAUCAUGCAUGAACUUGGUAUAAAUAUGGCUGAUUCCAACAUCAAUUAUCUAGGCCUCCCGUUGUUUGGAUCCAGGCAGAAAAAUGCUGAUUUCAAUUUCAUUGUUGAGAACCUUGUCUUGAAGCUUCAUGGGUGGAAACUGAAAUCCCUAUCUAAGGCCGGGCGGGCUACGUUAAUCAAAUUAGUGGGGAUGGCUUUACCGAUUUACACGAUGCAAACAACUAGGCUUUCUAAGAAGCUGGCCUCAAAAAUUGAUGGUAUGUUUAGAGACUUCUGGUGGGGUUGUGAGCAGGGAAACAUGGGUAUUUGCCUGAAGGCAUGGGACCGUCUUUGCCUUCCAAAGUCUAGGGGAGGCCUGGGUUUCCGUAAAACUUUGGAAAUGAACUAG